GUUGUUUAUUACUAUAUUUCAGUUUCAGAAAACAAUUGGCCUACCGUUCUUAACGUUAUUAUUAUAAGUAAUAAGCAGUAUUUAGUCUAGGUUUCCUCUCGUUACUUUCUACUCAUUGUUUCAUUUAUACAACUUUUUACAAUUUUCAAGAUUCCAUUGUGCCUCAAUUAAACCAUGGCAGCAUUGACUGUUAAGGAACUUGCAUCUUUGCUCAGGUAGGGUAAUUUUCUCGCUUGGUCUUAAGUCUUGAGUCUUAAGACUAAGACUAUUAUAUAAUUAAGACUAAGAGUCUUAGUCUUACUCUUACUCUUACUCUUAGUCGUCUUAUUUUAGUCUUGACUUAAACUUAAAUUAAUAAAGAUACAGUCAAAGUAUUAUUAUAAAGACUUAAAGUCAAACAAAUCUUUUUGAAAACACCUCGAUUUUAGAAACUUGCGGAGCGGUAGCAAACUGUAUAGUGUGGCAAAGCCAUAGGUCUGCGUUUACCCUUUUUCAUGACCGAAUUUUGUUUCCAGAAUGGCAUGGCAUGUGCUAUUCUCAGGGUAAAACACGACGUUUUCUCACAGAAACCUUUGCACAAUGGGCAUUGGACAGGAUUUGCACUAUGUCAAAGUUUAUGUAUUUGUUGUUGUUGUUUUUUUUGUUAAGAAAUCGAUCCUUGCCGUGGAGUGGGGGGUGGAGGUGAGUUAUGGGCAGAGGCUGAACCAAAAAGGGGGCAUUCACAAAUCACGGUUCAGGAUAGGCAUAGGGGUUGUCCACAAAGGACGUCCGCACAACAAACUUACCUUUUGCACCCCCCCCCUAUCCGCCAGCAUUUUUUUACUAAUGUGUAAUGCCAAUGUAAAACUAAAUCAAUGAUAUUUAAUUAUUGUUAAAAGACUUUCAAAAAUCACUGCAGUGUUUCGUAUUUAUCAUCAUACUGUUGUUUUGUGUUGACACAUGCUUGGUAUCACAAUGACAAUGCCUCGGACAACUUUAAUUUUACGACUUCAUGAUCAAUGUAUGAGUAUGUGAUUCUCUUCCUGUAGUGUAUUUGUGGCGUAAUUAUAUCUUGGUGCUAACAAAAUAGAUUCACUGUCUUCCCAUUCAUUUUUACACCAUGCCCCGAGGGAUCAUAUACAGUGUUAUAUUUAUAAUGCCCCCCCCCCCAAAAAAAAAAAAAAAACCACAAAAAAAAACAACAACUGGGUGGGCAUGAGAGAAUAAUUUCAAAUUAAUAUUCACAAUCAUAUGAUAAAACUUACAAAAAUAUAUUUGUAUUUCAAUAUAUUGGGGGAGGGGGGAAUAAAGUGGUUAACUUUAAAAAUAAAUCAUGGUUUAACAUUACACCCCCAGCCCCCUCCCUUUCAAAAAUAAUAAGAAAUGCUUUACAUGCACUUUGCCACAAAAGCGUGGAACUUACUCAAUAUCUUCCCAAGGUAAUAAACGAAUUUUAAAUAGUUUUCAGUUUUAACACGAGUAUAACAUUAAAUCUACAAGUACCGGAUAGGCCAAAAAGUUAAAGACUCGCAAAGACCAUAGUUUUGCUACUUUAAAUCGUUGCGGUGUACGCAGGCCACAGACCAUGAUUUAGCUAGGUACACCGCCGUGGUGUACGCAGGCCAAAGUCAAUAGUUUCGCAAGGUACACCGCCGCGGUGUACGCAGUGCCCGCCUUAAAAAUUUAGUUCAAACUGUUGGUCAAAACCCUAUGACCUAUGCCCUAAUUAAGGCUAAGCUGCUAAUACCAGUGUUGGGAUUCCCCAAAGUGACAUCACUGCGCUUUGGGUAAAACAUCUCUUGGCAAAAACUAUGCCGCUAACUGACUACACAUUUUUACCAAAUUGUCCAAAUACACUAAAACUAAUGAUAGUGGACAUUAGUAUUAGGAAGCAUAAUUAAAUUCCCUAAAACUUUGUAUAGUCAAUAGUGAUACCUUUUUAAUGUCAUUAAUAAUGAUGUGUACAAAUCAUGACAUUCAUGAUUGAUAUUCAUUGAUAACAUUCCAGAUCUUUACUGAGCAUUCAUAAGCACAAGCUGACAGUCAAUACAGUUAAUAUGGAGAAAUGAUUUGAAACAAAAUUUUCCAUUCAUUUUUAUUAAAAUUUUAACAAUUUAGCUCCCAAGGUUCAAAAGAAAUAAAAAGAGAUGACCUCUGGAAAAAAGAAGGGGCCGUCCAUAACAGAGUUCACGAAAAUUGAGCCAAUGUUUUCCCCCCUCCCUCAUUGUCACAAAAAGUUAGAAUCCUCACAUGGUGAGGAAGACUCAGAAAAUAAAUUUCAUAUGCUGCAAUUGCUAGUCUAGUUGUUUUGCCUUUAAUUUUAACUUUAAAAAUAAAAUUAUUUUUAUGCACUUUGAAUAGCAGCAGUAAAUGUUUUCUUCUGGUGAAUUUUGUUUGCGCAUUACUUGUAUUUGUAAUAUUUUUCUUUUUUCUAGAAAGUUAAUCAACUAAAUAAAAUGACAAUAAAUAAAUAAUUUAAUUAUUUUAAUCUUUUAAUUUUUAUUACUAGUUAAUUUAUACGAGAAGUGGCGUGGUGUUGCUGGAAAUGUUUAGAAGUUGAGAGGGGAUGCAACACUGCAAAAAAUGUAAGAAUACCUGGCCUAGAGCAUUUACUAAAGUCAACCCCCCACCCUCCAACAUUUUUUGUUUUAUCUCACUUCCCGUGAUAUCCCAAAGUAUGAUUUCCGUCUCCUCAUUUUGACACUCAUUCUCAUGAGUGUCAAAGUCACUAUACCCCGAAUUUUCUCCUCUGUGGCAUCUUGUAACUUGAUCAGAUGCCAUUUCUUGGACCUCACUUGCCUGUACUGAAUCAUCUAGAGAUCAUAGUUUGAAAAAAAACUUUUAUAAUUUUUGUAUAAAAGAAUAAUGUUAAAAAUGUCUGUAAUUUUAUGUUAUGAAGUGCAUUUUUUUACUAUAGAUGUCACAUUGCUUUAACCUCCCCUACCCUCGUUACAAAUCGUCACAAAAAUGUGACCUUCUUAGACACAUGACAUCAUUUAUGGAUGGCCCCUGAAAAACAAAGUACACAUAUGCUAUUCAUUUCUAUAUUGUGGUAAUUUAACAGGACAUUUUAACAUAACUUUCUGGGGAAGGGAGAGCCCUCCCCAUAUUCUCUCCUCCACUUUCAAGACAAAAUAAAUAAAAUGAGAAAAAAACUUUCAUCAAAGAAAUACAGAGCUAAAUUAGAAAUCUUUUGAAAAACGGAACUAUGUCCUGUAGUUGACCUGGGGAAACUCCAUAACCUAUAUGCAGUGAAAGACAUUGCUGGCCUUGCCACUAACUGCAUUUUAGCGGCAUAUUUAAUUACUAACCACUAAUUUUCACGAUGCAAUGUUGGUGCUGUGACCAAAUAUUGUAGUCUGGGGUUUCCAAAGACACUGGCUUUUCAGCAUCCUUUUUAAGAAAACUUUACAGAUUUGCUCAGAAUCCGACAGGUUGAUGAGAUUUAAAAAAAAAUUUAAAAAAAUCGGUUCUCGCAUGGACGUUCAUAAGAGUUAUUCUAGAGCAAUGGUUCUCAAUCUUUCCAAUGCCGCGACCCUUUAAUACAGUUCCUCAUGUUGUGGCGACCCCCAGCCACACAAUUAUUUUUAGUUGGUACUUUAUAACUGUAAAGUAUAUAUGUUUUCAAAUGGUCUUAGGCGACCCCUGUGAAAGGGUCGUGCAAAACCCAAAUGGGUGGUGACCCACAGGUUGAGAAACGCUGCUCUAGAGGAUUCCAGAGGGAAAAGUCUGAAAUCCAAGGUGGGUCCAAAAAUGAUAAAAAAAUAUCCAGUCGACAGGUCAGCUCCUGAGCAAAUUGUUCAACUGGUCAAGUUUGCCAGAAUUCCAUCAGGCGUCAGGAAACCUGACUAUGACAAUAUGUUUUAUGCGUUUGAAUUUGUUAUGUAUCUUGUCACGUAAAUAGGUGGAAAGCUAGGUCAUCCAAACAAGUAUGUAAUAAUAAACAUGUAUUUGUGACAAGAGUGUCUAAUUUUAUUUAUUUUUUUAUGAGUUCUGAUGAAAGAAAGGGUGGGGUAUAGGACAAAAAUGUUAUAAAAUAGUGUACGCCCUUAAUUAAUUAUCAGAUAUUUUCGUUUCUGAAGAGCUUGUUAUAGUAGUGGUUCAAUAAUCCAUAUUUCAGCUCUUCAGUAAAUAAGUUAGCUUCAUCAUAUUCUGUUACAGUGUAUUGUCAGAAGAUGCCACACAAGCGCAGACUUUUGAAAGUUUGGCCAAUACCUUUCAUCAUUAUUUCACAAAUAAGCAAGAUCAUUUUAAAGUUGGACAAGCAUUGGUAAUGUACACCUGUUAAAGCUGCUUAAAACUUGUUACUUCCAUUAUUUUAUAUGAUGUUGAUUAUUUUUGCAUUCUUCUAAUUAAUUGCCAUACAUUUAUUCUAUAUUCAUUUUUGAAGCAAAAAUAUUGUUAUCUGAUCCUUAGGUGCUUCUGCUUCAACACAGAGAUCUACUCCCACACCAAACACAGAAGUUGGCAGCCGUUUUCAUUCUCUAUGAAAUGUACAAGACUGAUCCAGUAUCUGCUAACCCAUUUGCAGCUGUCUUUUUAAAUCUUUUGGUAAAAUUAAAUUUUCUAGACCAGUGUUUUGCCAAGUCAGCGAUAUCCUCCUGCUCAAGAUUUCUGAGAGAUAGGGGGGGGGGGGCAAUGGUAGUUUUAUCAGAAUAGGCCUUUGAGAUGGCUUUGAGACUUUAGUAAUACUUUAUAUUAGAUAUUGGACUGUGAAAAAAACAACAACAUUUUAUCGCAUUGUUAUCCUAUUUUAAGGGAGUUGGAUUCAGGGUAUCAUAAAAUAAAUACCGGUAAUCUUAAUUUAUGUUAAGUUUGUGUCAUUAUGCAUAUUCAUUAUUUAAUCUGUAAUGUUAAGUACGUAAAUUUGAAUCUCACUUUUUAGCAAGAAAGUCCAGAAAGGAAAGAGUCCAACCCUUAUGAUCUGCAAUCGUCCAUUCCUCCUGUGUCUGCAGCAGAGAGAUACUUCCUUUCUAACCUUAUUUCAAGUACAUCCAAAGAGGUAGAUGCCAACAUGAUAAGACUUUACAUAAUAAUAAUAAUAAAGUUCAUUUCAAAAACACGCUUCAUCCCCAAAGGCUCGAAGCGCGGUACAAAGUCAACAAAAAACAAAUCUAUAGUUUACCACAUUUAAAACAAACGCAACACGACAAAAAUCAACACGACAAAAACUAAGUACAAGCAUACAAUGGCAAAGUCUUUCUAGCCAUUUCAACCAUAAGCAACACAGCCAUUAUGCAUUAACUGGAAAAUAAUGUUGACAAUCAUCCCAGAAGGUGUUUGCGAAAUAGAUGUGUCUAUUGUCUUAAAAAAUAUGCAUAAUUUUUGUAUGAAUAAUCUUCCCUUUGCUGGGUGUGCAUGCAACAAUUUAACUUUCUUCCAUGGUCAUCUAAAGUGUUAUAAAACUAGAGCAGUUGUCUGUCAUUGGGAUUUUUUGCAAUGAAUAGAGGAACUUUCAAACUGUAUAUGUUACAAACAAGUAAAUUAACACUAGGGUUGUACAAACUGUACAAUUACCAAUAAAUUGGCUUUGCUGAAUCAUCGGUCCAUUAUUUAUUUGGAUUUGAAAAUGCAUGUUGUUAUUAAUUCUAGAAAAUGACGAUUCAUUAUGAAUCGCAAUUGUAGAAAUAAUAUUGGGUUACUGGGAGUUAGAGUUACUAAUUAUUUGUACAAUAUCAGGUUAAAGUAUGCAUGUCUCUGAUUGCUCCCGUGAAAGCUUGACAGUUUUCUUGAAAAUUAGGUUGAAUGUAUGCCAUUAAUGAGCUUAUUGCUUAUGUCGAAAACUAUACUUAUUCAAUUAUCAAUAUAAUAGCUGAUUAUUUUUUGUAAUUUUUGUUAUCAGGAGAAAAUAAUUAAAAAAAGAAAGUGCCUUUCAUAAUAUAUAUAUAUAAUAUAUAAAUAUUUUCAUGAUUUUUUUACUAAAAAUUUUUUUCCAAACCAUGGGAAAUUGAUCAUAAUACGUUUCUUUAAAAUAGAUAUCAAUACUCAAUAGUAUCCCCUCAUCCCAAGAGUAAAAUGUAUUUAAUAAAAUCAAGUUUUUGAUGCACAGGGCAUUAAAUGCAUGCACAAACUAUAAAAUUAAUUAAAUAAUCUGAGCUUUUGGUAUAAUGUGGUUUUAGACAUUUAGAAAUAGCGGAUAGGAAAUAACCAGGUAAAAAGAUCAAAAGUCUUGAUAUCUCAUAGAAAAAGUGUUUUCAUGAGGCAUCCACAGAUUAUUGUGUAAACACUGGCAAAUUAACAGAAAGAAAAAAACAACAAUGGACAGUGAUAUAAUAAUAUUAUAUUAUAGCUUGUUUACAAGUGAUGCACAGUUGAUAUUUGUCAUUAAUUUUAUAAAUAAACAAAUUAGUUGGUAAAAGAUAUGGUCAAUAUAUCUCCUUAAAAUGGCUUAACUUACAAUAUGAGCAUGUAACAUUGUACUUAACAUAGCUGCUAAUUUUAUAAUUUCAUUGAUUCCUUUUAAACACUUCUAACUGUGGGAGGAUGAGAAAGAUCACACAAGAAGUAUUAAGGAGACCUUGGUACUGGGAGUGUACUCAAUAAGAAGACUUGACAUAAAGUUUUCUUGUUCACUAAUAGAAGAAUAAUUAAAAUAUUGUAAAUAAAUUUUUUUUUAGAAGUAAUUUUCAAUCAUAAUCUGAAAUAUCUACUCCUUCAGUUAAGUUUUGAUGGCUUAUUGCUAGUACCUAAAUGAAGCUAUUUUUAUGGAGAGUAAAUUGGAACAGUUCUAUUUUAUAUUUUCAGCUUUUAAAAAAAACACCAGCACAAAUUAUCCAAAUAGAUGUGACAGGCAAGCAGCCAAUGGAUAUCAGCCAGACUCAAUUGUUUAUUGUCCAAAGGCAAUCAGAAAUGCCACACACUAGCAAAACUGCAAUGAGUUGUGUGUUAGCUGAUCCUGAGACCAAACCAAGCAGGUGAAAAUUUUUUUUCACUAUACACUGUGUCCGGGAAAAAAAGGGAAAGCCUUUUGAUAAUGAUUGGUCAAUGGAGAGUGCAUCUCGAAACACAAACUAUAGUUUAAUAAAAAUUUAACAUUAUGUUAGAAUUAAAAUGAAUUUUGGAAUUCAAAAAAUUGAUUAAUACUGACCAUUAGUUUCCAUCAUUAUGAAGGGGGUUCCCUUUUUUCUGGACACAAUUUUGAUGGACAUGCAGGAAUAUUCUUGUGUGCUAUCUGUGGUCUUGAUUAUAAUCUCUCUUCGUUCAGGUUAUAUUUUACAUGUCAUCACAUGUUUAUUUUUAAUUAGGAAAGUUUCCAGGAAAUUUCUUCAUUCAUCUUAUGUCCAGGAUAAAUUAAUUCAUCUUCUAAAUUAUUUAAAAAAAAAAAAAAUUAAAUAGCUUGACAAUAAAAUUUAAUUAAGUGAAAUAAAAGUAGUCUUAAGAAUAAGGUUAGUUAUUCAAUGACCUUUGGUUUCUUCUUUUCGAAACCAGCUUUGAGCAAUUCGGAAAACCCAAUCUGAUUAAUCCAGACAUUCAGAGGGAUGUAGCUGAAAGUUUACUGACAGGCAAUAAAUGUGCUGUUGACAGCACACUAAGACCUGAGUUUAUCAGACUUGCCCCUCCCUUACAUAUAGCUGAUGAUGAGGUACUAUCAAAGUAUUCAAAGCACUAUCUUGACUUUCAUAUUCAUCUUAUUUUUUUUUUCCUUCAAAUUUUGCUUCACUUUGAAAAAAAAAAUUGAAAUGAAAUAAAAAAAUAAAUAUAUUUGAUAAACAAGGAUAUAUUUAAACGAUUAAUUUAUCUUUAAUAAAAAAAAAAUUAAUGACUCUUAAUAAAUAUAUCAGAUAUUUAGCUCUAAUUUUGUAAGCAUUGGAAAAGGAAGAUGAAUGUUUAUGCUUUAUAUUCUAGUUGCAGUUAUAUAUGGUUGGAUAAAAUUGAAAUCUCUUUUUCAGAUGGCAUGGAUGCUACCCACCGACAAUGAGUUUAAUAUAGCAUGGGACACAACUAUGUGUGUAAAUACAUCCACUGGAGUUGAAGUGAGACGUCUAAUGGCUAAAGCUUUCAAAGGCGCUUUAUCUCCCCCACAACAGCAGCAAAUUAAAAAAGAGCUAGACAAAGACAGCAAACUUGUCUUUAACAUUGGUCUAUCACCAGCUAAAGUGGGUUUAUUUUUUAUAAUCAUUCUAAUGAAAAAUAGCGCUUAAUUAAUCCUGGCUACUUCAUUUGUUUAACUUUAAAUUGUUGUAAAAGUAUACUUAGAAUGUUUAUUAAUAAUAAUAAUAAUAAGUGGUCUUAUAUAGCGCGGUACCCCGGCCUAGGGCCGGGCUCACCGCGCUGUACAAAUAUAUAGCAAAGAGGCAUAAUCAUGAUAUUAAAAUAAAAUACAUAAAUGAAAUAAAAACAACAUAAAAGCAAAACAACACCAGAGGUAUAUUCACCCACCCACACCAGAAAUUUUACAAGGAAACCCUAUGUACGUUUAUCGGUUUAUAGGAGGGGAUCAGUCAGGGUAGUAUAGUUUAAAUAGAUGUGUUUUGAGUGCAGUUUUGAAGGCCUGUGUGGUUGGUAUAUUGCGGAUGUGUAGUGGCAAAGAAUUCCAUUGUUUGGGGGCGCAGAAAGAGAAAGAUCGUUCACCAUAUAAUUUAGUGCGUGUCUUGGGAACGGACAGAAUACGCGAGUCUGCGGAGGAGCGAAGUUGUCGAAGGGGUGAAUAGACAGAAAGAAGUUCAGUUAGAUAGGAAGGGCAGGAAUCUGAGAAAAAGUUGUGACAGAGAACAGACAGCUUGUAGUCAAUGCGUGCCUGUAUAGGGAGCCAAUGUAGUGAGUGGAGUAGUGGAGUGACGUGAUCGCGUUUUUUUGCCUUAAGAACAAGCCUAGCAGCAGAGUUUUGAACUUUCUGCAGUUUUUCUAUGAAAUGUUUCGGUGAACCUGACAGAAGUGAGUUGCAAUAGUCAAGACGAGAGAGAACAAGAGCACAGACUAGAGUUUUUGUUGCGCUAACUGUGAGGUAGUGGCGGAUGGAGCUGAUCUGACGGAUAGCGGUGUAUGCCGAACGACAAAUGUGAGAGAUAUGUUUAUCGAGAGACAUGUUGUUAGAAAGAAUAUAACCAAGAUUCCUAGCAGAGGGUGUAAACUGUAUGUCGGAGUUACCUACUUGAAAUGAGGUGGGAAGAGUUGAGGUAGAGGAUGAUUUGUGAUUGUAAAUGAGGAGUGCUUCUGUUUUGUCAUCAUUAAGCUUCAACUUGCUGAGUGUCAUCCAAGACUUGACAUCAUCAAUGCACCCCCGCAAAGUCUGGACAGCGGAAUCGACAAGAGAUGGAUGGGUAUGCAUGUAUAGCUGUGUAUCAUCUGCAAAUGACUGGUUCUCAACAGCAUGCCUCCCGAGCAAGAGGAGUAGUGGUCUGGUAUACAUUAUGAAUAGAACCGGACCCAAAACGGACCCCUGUGGCACUCCGUACACCAAAUCAGCACUGCCGGAGAGACAGCCAUCGACAGAGACCAUUUGCGUUCUAUCAGAGAGGUAGGACCUAAACCAAGCCAAAACCGAACCAGAAAUUCCAAAGUAGUUUUCAAGGGUUUUGAAAAGGAUUUCAUGGUCAACAGUGUCAAAGGCCGCACUGAGGUCUAAGAGGAUCAGAAUGGAGACAUUACCGCUGUCCAUUGCGCGCAAGAGGUCAUUACUGACUCUCAAGAGAGCUGUCUCCGUGCUAUGGAAAUGUCUAUAGGCCGACUGAUUAGAACUGAGAUUACCCCUGUGUUAAUUUUUUUUUUUUUAACUUCUUUCUAUUUUAAAAAACAAACAUUUAAGUAAGCAAAAAGUUGUUUUAGGACUAGUUUUUCAAUAACUUUAGAUAAAAAUGAUAAGUUAGAUACAGGUCUAUAGUUUUUCAAAUUAUUUUCAUCCAGACCGGGCUUCUUAAGCAAUGGUUUGAUGACAGCUGAUUUGCAAAGAGGUGGAAUAGUGCCAGAAUAUAAGCUUUCAUUUAUUAUGUGGGUUAUCGUUGGGAGCAAAAUAUCUAAUGACUCAACAAACAGGGGGUUGGGAUUGGAUCCAAAGAACAUGACGUAUGUUUAGAUUUUAAAAUUAUACGUUUGACCUCAAGUUCUGAAACAGGUUUAAAAAUAUUGAAAUGUGAAGUAAGACAAGGGAAAUGAGGCAAUUCAAGGGGUGGGGCAUCAAGACGAUCAAGCUCAGCGCGAAUGCCAGCUACUUUGCUUGUAAAGAAAUCACAGAAAAUAUCUGGUUGCUGGGCAGGGGAAACACCGAAGGAAGCGCAGUUCCUUUGUUACUCCCCGUAAGGUGACCACAAACAUCAAACAACUGCCUGCUGGUUUUACCCAUAGUUAUCUUUUGGCUAAAAUACGUAGUCUUAGCACGACAAACAAUCUCAGUGACACGCUUCUUGGCAGCGGAAAAGAUCUGCUUAAAAACCACAAGACCUGACCUCAACCACUUUUUUUCUGCACUACGGCGCUCUUUCUUGGCACUGCGUAGUUCCUCCCUUAUGGUGGCAUACCAGGGAGAUGACCGCUUUAAACUAAAAUUGCGGCGGGUGACAGGGGCGUGCCGGUCAAGCACCACGCGCAAUGCACGGUCUAGUGUUUCCAAUGUAGGGCAGAGGGUAGGGGACACUUCUACUCUUAGGUCAUGCUUAAAUGCAUCCCUGUUUAUAGUUCGCAGACUGCGCACCUCCCUAAACUGAGGGAGAGGGUUGGGGGCACUAACACUAAGUUCACAAAUAACACAGAAGUGGUCAGAGGACAGCUCUUUCCUCCCUAAACUGAGGGAGAGGGUUGGGGGCACUAACACUAAGUUCACAAAUAACACAGAAGUGGUCAGAGGACAGCUCUUGCGUGAUUGAAGUAGAUCUAACUACACCAUCUUGAGGCCUAUGUAGCACCCAGUCAAGAAUAUGUCCACGAUUAUGAGUCGGUUGGUCGACUGAUUGGUGAAGACUGAAUAAAUGCAAGAGAUCCAACAUCCUAGCAGUGGAGGGGUGCUGUGGUUGAUCAAAAUGAAAGUUCAUGUCGCCUAGUACAAUGUGAGUCCCGGUCAAUGUGUUGCAGUGGUCAAUCAAAUCCGGGAAUUCUCGAUGAAACACUGAGUCGGUCAAUUUAUUUUUCUUACUAGGGAAGGUGCGAUAUAUGCACAUGAAAUGAACUUUCUGCUGGGGCACUGACAGGGUAAAUUGAACUACCGCAAAAGAUGUGUGAACAAAUGGGAGGUCUGUGACAAAAGCUGUAAGAUUGGACAACAUGUUUCUAUAUAUAAUAGCAAGGCCUCCGCCGCGAGUUGACCGGGGAAAUGAUCUGGCAGAAUAGCCAUGUGGAGCGAGAUCGGCGCACUUCCCCUCAUCCCCUAAUUUUUCUUGCAAAAAUCUAUUUUACAAGGUCUGCUCUUCAUAAAAAUAAUCUAUUAGUUUCCGUCUGACAUAGAUAAUAAUUAUACAGUUAAACCAGUAAAAAAAAAAUUUCAAAUAUAUUGUUCUGGAGGAAAUUAAUUUACAGCAUACACUCUAUUUCAAUAAUUGAUAUUUAAAAGUAGUUACUGAACAAAAAAAAAUAUUGGGAAUUCCAUUUUUCAAAAGAGCAACCUUCUCUUUGCUACACAAUCGUGAUAACAGUGAAUAGCUUCUUUUGAAAUUGUAAAAAUUAAAUGUCCUCAAGGAUUCAUACAAUUUUUUAAAUGUAAAAAAUAUGACCCAAAACUAAAUUGUUUUAACUUUACAUAUACUUGAUGAAAUAAUAUUUUUUUGGCAUAAAGAAAUCCAAUCAUGCUAUUCAUUAUCUUAACCCUUUCAUUACCGCCGGUUUUGGGGAGGGGGGGGGGCAUCGAUUUUUGCUGACUCUGCAAUAAAACAUAUAUUAAAAAAAGAAAUAAAAAAAAGAAGAAGAAACUUUUGGUAUUUUUCAUUCUCUAUCCGAUUAGCUUAUUAACUUCUCUAUAGAUUAAGAAAUAAUUGAAAUAUAUAGCAUUAAAAUAUGACGUCAAAGUGACGUACUUUGUAUUUCAGCAAAGUUCUUUGCCUUUUUGUUAUGACGACAAUGUGACGUCCUUGGUAAUUGAAAGUGGGUGCUCGUGACAUUGCGUCUACGUCAUCGGUAACGAAAGGGUUAAAGAUGAUUAAAAUUCUAACCAUUGACUGGCCUAACCAUCCUUAAAUAUGAAAUAUAUGGCUAAACCUACAAACCCUUUCUUUGAUUUUGCAAGAAACUUAUUAACAAAAGUAACAUAUUUUCCCUUUCCAGUUACCAGAUCUAGUUGAAAAUAAUCCACUAGUUGCUAUUGAAGUUCUGCUGAAAUUGAUGAAUUCAACACAGAUUACAGAGUAAGUAGUGUGUUAUAAUUAAACAAUUUUUUAAUAGUAAUAUACAGCACUCCAAACGAUAAAUCAAAAUAAAAGGAAUCAACAGAUUCACCUCAGCUGUAUUAAUUUCAAAGAUUUCAUGCCCUAUUUUCUGCUCUCAGCUCCCUCAUUGUAAACAGGAAAUAUUGAACAUUAAAUCCCUUUGAAUAUUAUACUGUCUGCACAAAUAGUUGUUUGGGAUCAAUAUUUUCACAUACCGGUAUUUAAUGAAGUACAUGGUAUGUCAAAGCAGCAGAAUUAGUAGGGCUAUGGCAUUUUUUUUAUACAUGUUGAAGGGGGUUAAUGAAUUAUAUAUAAUAUGAAUACAUUUUAUUAUUAUAAUGUGUUCUACAGCUACUUUCAAGUUCUAGUCAAUAUGGAAAUGUCUCUGCAUUCAAUGGAGGUUGUCAACAGACUGACAACGGUAAGAAAUUAUUACACGUCAAAUAAUUGUUUAUAUUUACAAACAUAAUUUCUUUUCUGCCCUGCUUUAUUUUCAAGUUGGCUCUAUUUUCAUUUUCUGAUUUUUACUUAUUAAUAAAAGAAUGAAGAAAAUUUAUUUAGUGAAUUUUAAGGUUGCUGGGUAUUUCAAACUGAAUUUACCGGUAACAUAGGUUAAAAAUGUAACAGUGGUACACAACACAUGCUUAAUCUAUCAAGCAGUAGGAUUUAUGUCUAACUUCACAACAUUUCAUAUUUUGAUAAAGAAUCCUAUCAAAUGCUUUAGUCUUCGCUUCGGUUGCAGUCUUCUUAAUAAAUUUUUUAAAAACAGAUUAUCUUAUUAACUAACUAUACUGAUUUUGUGUAAAGUAAUUCUUCCAAUAGCAGAAAGGACUUUUGUUUAUGAAAUCUAUUUCUUCCCACAGCAAGUGGAACUGCCUUCCGAGUUCAUACAUUUGUACAUUUCCAACUGCAUAACAACCUGUGAAACAAUAAAAGACCGAUAUUUUCAGAACAGAUUAGUUCGUCUCACCUGUGUUUUUCUUCAGUCUCUCAUACGAAAUCGAACUAUUGAUGUUAAGGUAAAAUUUUGCUUUUCGUUGUCAUAUUUUCAGAACAGUUUACUUUUUUAAAAUUUCCAGUCACUAUAGCAACUUACAUUUUCCUUCAAAAUAAAGUAAUUUAAAAAUGAUGCCUUUGUAUUCUGUGAAAUCCAAUUAGUUUGUAUGUGAUAAAUUCUACGUAAUAUUUUUUCAGGAUAUUUUUAUUGAGGUUCAGGCAUUUUGCAUAGAAUUUAGCCGUAUACGGGAGGCUGCAGCUUUGUUUCGGCUACUGAAAUCACUGGAUAAUGAAAAAGAGCCAUCAAGCACUGGACGAUAAUGUUUCCUGUUAAAUAAAUUUAAACUUGUUCUAGAUGCUAUUUAAUUAAAAUUGUAUGACUUUUUAAAAAAU
Molecule: messenger RNA, 13655 nt
Organism: Lymnaea stagnalis (great pond snail)
Lineage: Eukaryota; Metazoa; Mollusca; Gastropoda; Lymnaeidae
Source: the annotation of a GenBank genome assembly